Messenger RNA from Penicillium macrosclerotiorum, 1575 nucleotides. Its product is annotated as YagE family protein. The transcript is spliced from 2 exons. The record is from RefSeq and is a predicted model, not a curated record. The coding region runs from base 1 to 1575 and encodes 524 amino acids. NCBI's taxonomy places the organism in Eukaryota, Fungi, Ascomycota, Eurotiomycetes, Eurotiales, Aspergillaceae.
AUGGCUUCUGUUGCAGAAGAUUCCCCGCUGUUACCCCAGCCGCAGUCACCGCGGUCGUCGCGGGCCUCACGGUCGGUGACCUUCAAUCCGCUCACAACGAUCAGCACCUACGGCGGCACCACGGCCUCCGAUCCGACCUUUCGUCCGUUACAAACAGGCUCUCCCCCUGUUCAGAAUAUCAAUGCCCCAGGUGGGCACUACCGUCCAGGAAGCCAGCCCAUGCUGUCCGCCCUGAACAGCAAGCUCCGUCGCCGCAACAGUCAUGGUGCUCCCUUGACCGCCCCACCGAACACAGCAGCCGUGUCUAAAAUCGGACCACAGCGGACCACUAAGAAAGCACAGAAGCUUAAGCUGCUUCCCGAUCCUGAACGGGCAGAGGAAGAAGAUGAAGAAGUGGAUGGAGAUUUCCCGCGAGACGUCUAUUCCCAGAUUACCCGCAUCAAAGAGCCCGCAGCGCGAAGUCACGCUGCUCGCCUGGGCAAGGCCGACCGCGAUCGUAUCCCUCGAGUCACUGCAUAUUGUACGGCAAACUCCUAUCGGCUGGAAGGCGUGAUCAAGUUCCUUAAAUCCCGAUCCAAAACUCGUGGCGCGAAUCCCAAGCUUUUUGACGAGUGUGUCUACUCUCCCUUUGACUACCAAUUCGAGGAAAAGCAAAAGACUAGCCGGAUAUUCCCCGGACCCCCGGGAAAUGGCCAUCAUGAGAGACGACCCAGUGAACGCAGAUACUCCGACAGUGCAGUGGAGGUGGAGGAUAAUACGAAAUCUCGCCGAGAAGAUCUCAUCGACUUCCAUGAUGAACCCGGCCAUGCGACUGAAGCCAGUUCGGAACAUGCUGUUUCCACUCAGCAAGCAGAUGACGCCUUUGACAUCGACACUACAAUCCAUACACCUGAAGUUUUUCUUUUCGAUUAUGGCACCGUUGUCAUCUGGGGAAUGACGCCUGCACAAGAAUCGCGUUUCUUGUCUGAUAUAUCGAAGUUUGCGUCUUCGAUUUUAAGCCCCGACGAUACCCAAAUAGAGAACUUCAAUUUCUACUAUGCGCGCGAGUAUCAGGCGCGAAUCUACAACGAUUUUAUCUCUCUCCGCGAACCCCGCAACCAUAUGAUCAAACUUGCAAUCUCACAUGCGCUGGCUCAAUCAGUGAAGACUUCGCUCUUCGAGGAUCUUGUCUCGGAGACAAUCACAGAUACUGCGCCACUUCCAGCUCAGAUCGCACAGACUGGAAGUGUGAAUCUUACGCGGCGGCAAAUCAACAUGCAGAUUGGAGAAUUAUUCAUCCUGCGAAUCAACAUCCACUUGCAAGGUUCUGUCCUUGACAGCCCGGAGCUUUUCUGGGCAGAACCUCAGCUGGAGCCAGUAUAUCAAGCCGUCCGAAGCUAUUUGGAGAUGGAUCAGCGAGUCAGUCUGCUCACCGAGCGACUGGAUGUCAUUGCGGAUCUUCUUGCUGUACUGAAGGACCAGUUGACCCAUCGGCACGGAGAAUACCUUGAAUGGAUUGUCAUCGUGCUGAUCGCAGCGGAGAUUUUGGUCGCUGCCAUCAAUAUCGUGGUCGACCUCUACGCCGGUGUCGACUAA